UAGAACUCCAAUUGUCUCAAUUGACCAGCCGGCGCGGGGUUCCUGACGGUUCCUCUGUCAUUGAAUCCUCGUAGCCUUCUUUUUCACUUAAUGAUUUAGUGGUGAUCCGACCCAGCCCGCUGUCAGCGGUGCGCAAGGCUAACCACCAUGGUCUCCAAACCCACCAGCGGCACACCAGCUGUGCCAUCACGAAAUGCCCUACGAGUCCUUCGUCGAUUGGCUCUUGCAGGAUCGACUGUGGGAAGCUUUUGCACGGUUGCAGCCAUUACCUACGACGUCCAUCGUCGGGUGCGCGUUGCGGAACGAAUUGUCGAAAACAAGCGGGCCUUGCAAACCUCAGCCCCGAACUACGAUGCAACAUCUGCAGCAAGGAGACUAGCACGUAUGAUGGAGGCGGCUGAGGCAGGAGAGUUUAUGGGCUUGGAAUCACUAAAGGAGCAAGAUCGGAAGUUCAGAGAAGCGCAAGCUGUCCCAGCUGGGGUGGACGUUCGUGGUGACGACUUGAGCUGGGAUGUCCAGCUGCAAGACCAACAACCUUCUGCCCCUGCGGAGACUUAUAUGGAUACUGCACGCUCAAAAUUGAUUGACACCUUUACUCCCGGACAAGCACCAGCCAAUUCGACCUCAGCUCCCAAUCUCCCUCCGAACCUAACCCGAUCAACCGAUGCACUGGACCGAGCAAAACCCGCCCUCGCCAAUGCGAAACAAAGAACAACCGAAGGUCAUGAGAAACAAACAGAAGAUGUAGCUCAAUGGCAUGAUUCAGUCACAGAAGAAAUGCAAAAGUUUCUUGACCACGGUCGCCCUAUUGAUGCCGCCCACUUGUUUUUGGACGCCCACCCCGCGACGUUGAACGGCAUAUCUACAGAUAGACGGGAGGUUACGGUAAAGACAUUUUAUGCAAAUUGCAGAGAAGAAAACGUCAUGGUUGCUAGGAAUAUUUUUGAACGCCUAGAAGACGUGGACAAAGUGUCUCCUGGCAUGUGGAAAGUUUUGAUGUUUGCGCUAGCGAGAAAGGGGAGCAUCGAAUCCGUCGCCACUAUUUUUACUCGAUACAUGCACAAAUUCAAAGUGCCCCCGGAAAUGGUCGAUAUCGUGCUCCGAUGUUUACUAGAGUCUCAUCGACUUACCACGGCGAAAUGGUUUCUUCUGCGAAACCUCGAGGUUGAUCGUGGCUGCGGCUUAUGCGGCGCCUAUCUCGCCGGGCUUUGGAAGAAGACAAGGAGUAUCGAGCUUUUGAACGGGCAAUUGAAGAAAAUCCUAACCAUCCUUCCUCGCUUGGGAAAGGAACCCACCGACAAGCUCUUUAACCCCGUGAUCAAAGCAUACGUGGAAUUCGGUCGGUUGGCUGAUGCGGAAGCACUGGUUAAAGACAUGACGACUAGAUACGGCAUUCCACUUCGCUGCCGAACAAAGGGUCUUUUGGUAUUUGGAAGGGCUCUGGCCUGUGACUGGGAGGGAGUGGACGCUGGGUUACAGCAGAUGCAUGAGCUUAAGUUGACCUCGAGGAAGUAUGACUUUACGCCGAUAUUUGACCGCAUCUUCCUGGAAUACUGGGUAUCACAUUCCGGUGAAGAGAUCCGCGAGUUUGUCUACCGUUAUAUCGAGAAGUUCCAGAUGGUUCCCGACAAAAUUCUUUACAAGCACAUUCUGGAGGCAUUCGUGGAAAAGGGUAAUAAAGAAAUGGUUGAUGAAUUUGUGCGGUUCGCACGUGAGCGCCGUUGGCCGAACUUCAUCAAUGAGCAGGAAUUCUUGGAAAUGCUCCGAAAACGUCGACACGCUCUUGAGGAAGCACCAGUGGGAUUCUGGCAGAUGCUGCAGGCAGCUCGGGCGAAGUAUGGACAAGCUGCCACAUCGCAACAAGUGCUUGGAUAUGAUCAGCGGUCGUUCCCACUUGCCGAAGUCAACCUGAUGCCGUACACGCAGGACCCGUUACCGUGGUACCAACGAACGCUGCAACACAUGACUCCCUCGAGGCCAGUUGACCAAUACCAAAAGCUCCACAAGCAGAUGUCUCAUUACAUGCAUGUCGGUAAGCUGACGGAGGCGUUAAAAUGCUUUGAAAAUGCCAAAAACGCGCGGUUCCAAUUCAAGCAGUUGCAUGUUGAACUCGCAGUCAUCUGCACUCUGCUUGAAGAGGGUGUCGGUGCUGCUCGUGCUUUGAUCGAUUCCGAGUGGAAGAAUAUUCGCCACUUGGUUCGCUUCUUCCCUCAGUUCUUCCGCCAGAUCAUGGAGGUCGACUCUGAGGCUGAAGGCCAGCUGAUCAAUAUGGCCGUGCUUCGCUUCUAUGAGCUGUGCUGGUCAAACAAGAAGAUGACAGUUAAGCACCACAUCACGGUAGCGACCAGCAGAAGGUUGAUCGCAGUGAAGAAGCCUGAGUUGGCCGUGGAUCUGCUGGCUACUGUCUACAUGUCCCGCUUCCGGCACUCGUUGGCAUAUGAUGGUGUCUGCAUGAAAAUGUUCAUACGUGCGUUUGCCGCGACUGGUAAUCUGCAUGGCAUGCGGUGGUGCAUCUUGACCGCUCUGGCCCGAGGAAGCGCACUUAACCGUGACUUUGUCAUCGAAGCCCGCCGGGUCACUGGAAACCUGCAACGUCAGCUAAGCUCGGCCGAAGGAUCUAAGGAUGCGUCACGGGACAUGGAAAAGAUCGAGUAUCUGACGCAUGCCGUUGAACUGCUGGAGAAGAAGAGCCAGGGCGAUCCCCAGCUGUGGCAGCUCAAGACCAACCCGACGGUGAAAAAGGCCGGUCGCCGGCUACUCAAGCGCCCUCUCGAUGAACGGCGUCUGUACAAGAAGGCCCAUCUUCAGGAAACGAUUGAGGGCUGGGAUGAGGAAUAUGAGUUGGAGGCCGUGCUGGGCCGUAUUGACAUUGACCCGAAGUCGAUUGCGCUUCGAUGGAGCGAGAAGCACUGUCUGGGGCAAAUUCGUGAAAUUGAUGAUCUGCUGUGAGUUCGGGUUAGCAUUUGUUCUAUAUCACUUCCACUAUUGUUGUUAUUAUGUUUGUAUUUCCGGCUGUGUGCUUGUGUAUAUAUCCCAUGCUGCCAUAUUCAAUACUGUGUAUAACUACUUGUUAUCUUAUCCUGCAAUUGGAUUUAUAUGUAUUAUCCUGCAACACUCAAGUGCAGUUUGCAUUUAAGAGCAUCUCAAAUGUAUACCCUUGCAAUCAA
Aspergillus piperis CBS 112811 is the source of this 3167-nucleotide messenger RNA. RefSeq names its product pentatricopeptide repeat protein. The transcript has a single exon. The record is from RefSeq and is a predicted model, not a curated record. NCBI's taxonomy places the organism in Eukaryota, Fungi, Ascomycota, Eurotiomycetes, Eurotiales, Aspergillaceae. Gene Ontology annotation, molecular function: protein binding. The coding region runs from base 148 to 2949 and encodes 933 amino acids.